Messenger RNA from Eutrema salsugineum, 1627 nucleotides. RefSeq names its product probable RNA-binding protein ARP1. Lineage: Eukaryota; Viridiplantae; Streptophyta; Magnoliopsida; Brassicales; Brassicaceae. Bases 272 to 1027 code for a protein of 251 amino acids. Gene Ontology annotation, molecular function: RNA binding. The record is from RefSeq and is a predicted model, not a curated record. The transcript has 6 exons.
AUUACAUAUCAAUCAACCCUAAGAAGAAAAAAAAAACUUUAUCCUAUGAAUCUUACUAAGUAGAUCUCUAAUCUCUUUCCUACUAUUUAUAUAGACUCCUUUGUAGCCUAUUUCUAACUUUUUCAUCUCUCUCAAGUGAAACAUAGAGAUAGUAGCUAAAGAUAAGAUAAUUGUGUUGUAACUCUAAACAUACACAUACUCUAGAGAGAGAGAGAGAGAGAGAGAGAGAGAGAGAGAGAGAGAGAGAGAGGGGUUUGAUCGGAGAAAAGAAAUGGCGGGAGGAAUAAUAGGGAUGGGAGACACGACGUACACGAAGGUGUUUGUGGGAGGAUUAGCUUGGGAGACGCACAAGGAGACGAUGAAGAAGCACUUUGAGCAGUUUGGAGAUAUUUUUGAAGCCGUAGUCAUCACCGACAAGGCCUCCGGCAGAUCCAAGGGCUACGGAUUCGUGACAUUCAAGGAGGCAGAGGCGGCGAGGAGGGCUUGUGUGGACGCUACUCCGAUGAUCGACGGCAGAAGAGCAAAUUGCAACCUUGCCUCUCUCGGUCUUCAAAGAUCCAAACCCUCCACUCCUAAUCAUGGAUCGAUGAAUGUGUUAGGAGGAGGAGGAGGAAGAAUUAACAAUAUGAGAGUGAUGAUGAGUACAAUGCAGACUGGUUUUGGACCACCUCAUCCACCACCCACUUUCCCUCACUAUCCCCACCUCCCUCUCAAUCUCUUCGGGUACGCUCCAUACUCGUCAGAUUACUCUCCAUUCCCUACGAGCUUAUACGGCGUGUACGGCUGCAAUUCAGGGCCAGCAGGGCAAUACGGAGUAUAUGGAAAUGGAAACGGUGGAGGCGGUGGACUAACCGCAGCAGCCGCAUCCGCCGCUCCUUUUUAUCCUUGCGGUGGUGGUGGUGGAGUCCAAUUCUCUCAACCACAACCAUUUUAUCAUCAUCACUUCUCUUCUUAUAACAACCCUCACCAUUACUCUCCUCCUACCAUUUCUCUUCAACAAGUAUGUUUUGCUUUGUCACAGGCGUAACCGGCUUUCCACUUCAAGCACCUCUCAUUCCUUACCGUUGAAAAGAAGCUUAGAGUCUUUGGUAGCUAUCAAGUUUCACAUCAUCAUCAUCAUCAUCUUUCCUUUCUUCUACUCAAGUCCAGAGUCAUCUAUGGUUAAUUGGAGGCUCUCUGGCUAUCUCAACACUUUUUUUUUUCACUCCCUCUGUUCUAAAAGCCACCCCAUGUUAUGGAAUUUGAGGUGGCUUUUAUUUGCAGAUCCCCCUCCCCAAUGGGAUCUUCAAUAUCAGAUGGUGAUCAUGUCGUAUUGUCAUCUCUCACCUUCUUGCAAUUGCAUCUUCUCGAGAGAUAAUGGUUCUCUCUUGAGAGAUAGUGAUAUUGCUAAUGGAGCAGGAUCAUCAAUCACUCAUCAUGUGCCAAACUUAAAGCUGAUGCCUGUAUCGGCUUAUAUUUGUUAUCUUGUUUAGCCUAGGGAUGGCUAAUCAACAAGACAAACAAAAAUGUCUGUUAGGAUUAAUGUAAAAAGAAAAAUGAAGCACCCAAAACCAUGUGCUGUUUUAAUGACUGGAAAAAUGUUUAAGCAAAAUAUCAGCAUAACAACCCUGCCAGCCUUUUUGUUGCA